GCGUGACGUCACGAUGACAGGUCCCUUUCAACUCUUUGAUGCUUUGAUCUUCUCUUUCCGAUAUAAGUUGUUUUUUCGUGAUGAAUUACUACACCAAAUGCCAAAGAAGCAGACAAGUGUUGCUGUCGUUGGUGUAUGCAUGGCGAUGAUGUGGCACUUCCUUUGGCCUUCUGUCCUCGUGGGAGUGUUUCUCAACAUUUGUCCAGCAUGCCCUCUGGAAAUCCAGAAGGAAAUGAACCACUACUACGUCGCCAGGGGGUCAAGUGUCCAGCUACCCUGUGCGUACACUCACACCGUGGACUCUCAGCAGUACACGGAGGUCUUGUGGAGUAUCGAGUCUGCAGACCGAGAGGAGCAACCAAUCAUUUGGUUUACUGGCGGCCGCUUGUAUUCCGAUUUGUACAAACCAAUGGAGGGGAGGGUCCACUUCACAUCAGCCGAUCCCCAAAAUGGAGACGCGUCUAUCAUCAUCAAAGAUGUACGUCCGUCAGACACAGAGAUGUACCGCUGUCUGGUGAAGAAGUUACCAGAACUGGAUAAGAAGAUCUUAGACCUGACAGUCAUAGAGGCACCCAGUCAGCCUCUGUGCAGUGUGGACGAAGAAGACAACAGUAUGACGCUGAAAUGCAGCUCUCUGCAAGGCACCCCACCUUUGCAUUACAUCUGGUCCAAGACCAGCGGAAAUAAGGUCUUGCCUACACAGGCCAUUGUCGACCCCACAGGAGCCACCUUGCAUUUCAACAUCACCGAGCGGGAGUGUGGAAGCUAUCGCUGCACGGUGGAAAGUAUGGUGGGCACCAAACACUGUGACCUUCACCUGGACUGUUCGCUGCCCCUGGCCAACAAUGUGAGCAGUCCACAACUGCUGACAACCACUGCAGUUGCUGCAAUCGCUGUCACUAUCACCACACUCUUCAUUGUCACAGUUGUCCUUGCCGUAUUCCUCUACCGCAAACGAAAAGAGCAGCACCAGGAAAUUGAAAUGGAAAAAUAA
This is a messenger RNA of Corythoichthys intestinalis (scribbled pipefish), 994 nucleotides long. RefSeq names its product coxsackievirus and adenovirus receptor homolog. Gene Ontology annotation, molecular function: cell adhesion molecule binding. Gene Ontology annotation, biological process: homotypic cell-cell adhesion. The record is from RefSeq and is a predicted model, not a curated record. The transcript is spliced from 2 exons. Gene Ontology annotation, cellular component: bicellular tight junction; basolateral plasma membrane; intercalated disc. Bases 14 to 994 code for a protein of 326 amino acids. Lineage: Eukaryota; Metazoa; Chordata; Actinopteri; Syngnathiformes; Syngnathidae.